Nicotiana attenuata is the source of this 3027-nucleotide messenger RNA. RefSeq lists its product as uncharacterized. Lineage: Eukaryota; Viridiplantae; Streptophyta; Magnoliopsida; Solanales; Solanaceae. Bases 502 to 2688 code for a protein of 728 amino acids. The transcript is spliced from 2 exons. The record is from RefSeq and is a predicted model, not a curated record.
UGACCUUCCAAAAUCCCAAUUCAGGCAAAACCUCCAUUUGCCGGUAAUCCCCUAAUCCCACUCGGUUAAAAAGUUGAAAACUUGGUCCCCCCAAUAUUUUAAGAUUUUUCCCACCUCGGAAAAAGCCACUGCAAUCCAAUAAAAGAGACUCACUGGGAUUUCAGUUUUUACAUUAAAGUAUUUUUUGGAGUAUUUGCACUUUGCAGUGAUCUUUUUGUGCCUACUGAUUGAGAAAAGGAAAGAGAAAGCAACAUCGCAGCCAGAGGAAAAAAGGAAGGAGAAAGGAUUUAUAUUGAUAUUGAAAGAAAGAAAGAGAGGAAACAUAAGUUUGUUUGUUUUUGUCUUCUUCUUUAUCUUCUUCCUUUACUAUGUUUUUUCCUCCGUUUGAUUAGUCCAUACUAAAUCCCAUUCUAUAGAACCCUCUUUUUUCUCCAUUACCCAUCAUCAUCACUACAACAAAAAGCAGCAAAAAAAAAGAAGACAAGAAUCAGAGUACUCACAAUGGUUUUGGGAUGGCGAAGAGCUUUUUGUACAUCGAUCCCCAGAGAUCGAGAUAGUACUUUGUUCAAAGAGAAGCAAGACAACACAAACCCAACUCCUAGUCCCAGGCUCAGUUCCAAAUUUGGGUUUUUCUCGAACCCUUCAACGCCGCGCUUACAGUCUCCGCCAGUUUCCAGUUCAUUACUCCGUUGCCGGACGACCACUACAACUCCGCCACCUACUGCAACUCUUCCGGUGGCGACAGCUUCAGUGCCAGGAAGUCCAAAACUUCAAUGCAAAACCAAAAACAGCCCCCGGUUUUUCAGUCGUUCUACACCAUCUUCCCCUCGUUCGCCAUCCACUUUUUCUUUUCUCAAAUCCAGCUUACGCUUUCCUAAGCAGACAAAGUGCGGCAUAUGUAUACAGACGGUGAAGACUGGGCAAGGCACUGCCAUUUUCACGGCUGAGUGCUCUCACAGUUUUCACUUCCCAUGUAUCGCAGCUCUGUUAAGGAAACAAACCGCCCUGGUGUGUCCUGUUUGCAGCAGUGAAUGGAAGGAGCUGCCUCUAUUAUCAAUACACGAUACUCAAAAGCCAGUCAAAGUUGAAGAGAAGACCAUUAGAGAAGUAUCUCCAUCUCCCAAAGCAGCAAAAAUAGAUGUCAAAUUCACAAACGAAAACAACUUUCAGCUGGGAAGGCCGAUUUUGAAGGUGUACAAUGAUGAUGAGCCACUGAUGUCUCCUACUUCUGGUGCUCGGUUCAAUCCCAUACCGGAAUCUGAUGAAGAGAAUGAUAAUGUAGUGGAAGAAUUUCAAGGAUUUUUCGUCGAUGCAAAUGUGAAGCUGGCGAAGGAGAGGACUGUAAAUUUCACUAACUUCGAGGCAAGAUUAUUGCCUGAAGCAGCCGUUGUAUCGGUUGGCCGGAGUUACGAAACGUAUGUGAUAAUAUUGAAACUUAAAGCACCACCGGUGUUGGCAAGGGCAGCUCGAAGAGCACCUAUUGAUCUUGUUAUGGUGCUUGAUGUUAGCGGAAAAAUGAAACCUCAGAAUAUCCAAAUGAUGAAACGUGCCAUGAGGUUAGUAGUAUCAUCGCUAUCCUCUUCCGAUCGGCUUUCCAUUGUGGCCUUCUCCACAACUUCCAAACGGCUGUUACCGUUACGGAGAAUGACAGCUAAUGGCAAACGAUCGGCGCGUCGUAUAGUGGACGCCAUUGUUUCGUUAGACGGAACCGGAACCAGUGCAAGUGACGCGCUCAAGAAGGCUGCGAAAGUUCUAGAAGAUCGCAGAGAGCGAAACGCCGUUGCAAGCAUCAUGCUCUUAUCAGACACUCCAAAUGAACGCUCCACCACCACCACCAUCUCCACCAAUCAACGGUGUCAAUCUUCCGUCGUAUCCACCUGCACGCGCUUUAACAACUUGGAGAUUCCGGUACAUUCCAUCGGACUGAACCAAUCCAACGACGACAUUUUCACGAAAUUCAUCGGAGGCUUAUUAAACGUCGUCGUUCAGGAUCUCCGAGUUCAGCUAGGGUUCGUGUCCGGUUCAGCGCCGGCUGAAGUAGCGGCAGUUUACUCGUACACAAACCGGCCCGCUGCUCUAGGUUCCGGUUCACUUCGACUCGGCGAUUUCUACGCGGAGGAAGAAAGAGAAUUGCUGGUGGAACUAAAAGUUCCCACGUCAGCAAUUGGGACCCACCAUGUAUUGUCCGUUCGAUGCUCUUACAAAGACCCGUCAACUAAAGAGCUCAUCUAUUGCAAAGAGCAAGCUCUUUUGGUCCCGCGUCCACACGCCGUUCGAUCAUCAACACCUAAUAUCCAACGGCUGAGAGAUCUUUUCGUUUCUACUCGAGCCAUGGCUGAGUCAAGGCGAAUGGUUGAGCGAAAUGACUUGACCGGGGCGCACCACAUGUUGUCCUCCGCUCGAGCUUUGCUGGUUCAGUCGCAUUCUAGCUCAGCUAGUGAGUUUAUACGUGGUUUAGAAGCCGAGCUAUCUGAGCUUUAUUACAAAAGGCAAAAUCAGUCUCAAACUCAGAGUCAAUCUCAGCAUCGGCGAAGAAUAAACGUACAACAAAGGGAGGAUGACAAAGCCGAGCCGCUUACACCAACAUCGGCUUGGAGAGCAGCUGAAAGGCUAGCUAAAGUGGCUAUCAUGAGAAAAUCGUUGAAUAGAGUGAGUGAUUUACACGGCUUCGAAGAUGCAAGAUUUUAGUUUUUUUUAUUUAAAUUAAAAUUAUAGAAAUAGGUUAAAAGUAUAGGGCCUAUCCAUAUGAAGAAAAAAAUAAAACUAAAAAAACGACAAAGGGUACCCGACGGCUCGGCGCUUUCUGCAGAGGAAAACAACAGAUAGUGAAAGAGUAAGUGGGUACCCCACCAUUGGGUGAUUGAUUGAUUAAGGCGGUGUUAAGAGGGGGUGGGGUUAGAGGAGCUAUGUGCUUUUGUCUUUUAUUAUCUCCCAAAAAUUUUAUAAUCCUUUCUUUUAACUUUUCUUAUGUAGAGAUUUUAAUUAUGUUACGUUUAAAUGGAGAUGAACAGAAUAAUCUUUCUUCAA